AUGGACAGCUACGCGCAAGCCAGUACUCUUCAGCUGCUGGCCUCACAUCAGGUAGAAAGUCAGCAGCCUCAGGACAUUGAGUUCACGGCGCAGCGUAUUGGCUUUCCUAUCAGCGAUGCUGAGCUCAAGGAGCGUACUGAACAGCUCGAUGAUGACAGCAUUCGCGAGGAAUCAAGAGCAGAAGCGACCGCUAAAGCCGAAAGAAUAAUGGCGGUGCUGCGGCACUCUAUGUCAGAAUUAGAGAUUGGUAAGGUUAUUCAUCGCAUUGCUCAGUUCGCGACGCUACCUCGCGUCACAGGUCUCUCCAGAAAGCAAUUUUUACGUUCUUUGGAGUCGCGAUUUGGAGUAAACUACGCAAAGGAAUAUGCUUAUAUGAUCGCAUUCUUGCAAGGCAAUGACGAUGUGAUUGAUCAUCUUGAGAUUGACUCGCGACGGGGUGCCGUCGAUAGAGAAGACAAGAAUAAAAGAGUUACUUUGGAAGCAAACGCAAAUACUGACUCACCCGAUGACUUUGUUGUACCCAAGAUUAUAGGAUUGCACCCAGAUAUGGUAGCUGAACCAACGUUUGUAAGCAUUGUUUUCUGCUAUUGCCGACUGGCGUGUUUGAACUCGCUUAAGCUGAUGCAGCGACCUGCUGCGGGUUUUAAUCGUGGCUCUAAGUCGAGUUUAUGGCAAGUUAAGUCUGACUUUCGCAAGGUGUUGGAUAUGGAGGGAUUUCCGCAUUACGCUGACAUGUUGGGAUUAGAAAAGCAGACGAAGGACGACGAUAGCGGGAGUAUCGACGCGGUGGAUGCCGAGUGGGAGGAAUUUAAUCUUGAAAAUGAUCGUAUUGACUUUCGAAUGUUGCUGUCCCAAACACAGGGAAUAGUGGACUUUAUGAAGACCGAGCUGUCGAACGAGACAAUUUCAAAGAUGCUCGUGGCGAUGCUCGCAUCUGUCAAGACGUCCAAAUUGCACCGCAAGAUCUUUCAGGAGAUGGUGUGCAACAUCCAGACGGCAUUCCCGGACGCGUAUCAUGAGCAGUUGCUAUCCGAGCUCGUGCCAUUUUUGUCUGGUGAUAACGCAACAUAUAACGACUUUGACUCCACCAUUGCGACAAGUGCACUACAGCACCAUCAGAUGCGGAAUGAAGCCAUGAUUCGUGCUUUGUUAGAAACGCGCAUGCGUGUCGGACACAUUUUAAUCAAUGAUAUCGACGAAGUGGAACCAAGUGAAUUGAUCUCAAGAAAACUGAGUCCAAUGCAGCACGAAAAGGUCAUCACGACGGCAUGGAACAUUGUAUCGGUGCUGGAUGACCGCAAGUAUCACAUGUUUUUUACCCGCUUUCUCAAAUAUAAACUUGCCUGGCGACCGAAUCGUUCAACGUUUGGAGAAACGUUUCUAUCUGAUGUGCGAAAGACGCUGGGUUCUCGCGAUUCGGUGACUAUUAUGCCUAUGUUUGAGGAAGUAUACCAGCAAUUGUCUGUGGAAAUGUUAACUAUUUGUCGUGUGAAACUUCGUCAUUCACGGAGAUUAUUGCGCGGAAGAGGUGUGCUAGAGCCGCUGAACGACGCAGGCCGCGACCGCCUGGAAGCUGUAUGGCAGCCAUCUCGCUGCGUAUUCUAUCGCAAUUUGCCGCAUGGUGUGACAAAGAGGCACUUGGAGAAAGCACUUGCUCAUGUAGGAGGUGUCAAACGCUUUUUUCUUUUUGCUAACCCCAUCAAUGGUCCACCGGAGGCCUAUUAUGCAGACGAUAUUGACGAAAAAGAUGAGAAAAAUGGUGAAACAUUAGCGCAGGAUGAAAUUGAUGAAGACCCCGAUAAUGAUGAUAAGAAAAAAGUAAAAAAGAAAAGGAAUCGAAUAAAAAAAAUCCAGGAAGAUCAAUCAUUGCCCAAGGGCAAAGAAUUGAGACCUUUGCAGAUGUCAAAGUACAAAGAUAAGAUCAUUGCGAGUGAUAAGAAGACCCCAUAUCAAGCUGUGGUGGAAUUUGAGUCAGAAACCGCUUGUCGAAAGGCUACGAUGCGUGCCUUGCAGAUCUUUGGCGUCAUGAUGGCAGGGUGGAACGAGUACCGUCCCGUCUUCUCAUCACCAGCCGAUGAGCGCUCGGGUGUCACUCUUAUGAAUGUACCGUACGGAGCUACGGUGGGCCAGGUGGUAGAUGAAGUGAAUUGUAUUCUUGAAAAAGCUGGUUUAAACAUGAAAGUCUCUGGCUUGGUGCCACGAGGUGUCAUGCUUACGAACGGUAGAUUGGAUCUAAAAUUUCCGUCUUUUGUCGAGGCUGCACAAGUUAUUGACUUGCUACAUGAUCACGUGCGCAAAAUGAAAUGUCGUCGUCCAAUGUCGAAUAGAGACGCGGUUCGAUUUAAUGAAUUCGUGAAGCUUAAAAAAAAUUUGCAUAUCAAGGCUAAGAAUAAGGACAAGGUUCGAGGAAAAGAAACAAUGGAGCAAUCGGAGCGUGAUGAAGAAGGCGAUGUUCAAGAUGAAGAGAAUUCGCUGUUUCUCGGCGUGGAUGACGAUGAAGAUGAGGAGGAAGAAGAUGGGGCUGAAGAGGACGAAAGCAAGAAGAAAAAAAAAAGACUCGUUCUCGAGGUAUCUGAAACCGUCGAAGAAUACUUUGCCGAGUGGCUCGAGGCGGAAGCGAAGAUGACGGAAGAGGAAGUGGCACUCAGUGAGCUCCCUCGUCCAUUCGACGUCACAUGGACUCCAUUGCCAAAGCCUAGGAACAGACAUAUGUAUCUAUAG
Plasmopara halstedii is the source of this 2721-nucleotide messenger RNA. RefSeq lists its product as hypothetical. The coding region runs from base 1 to 2721 and encodes 906 amino acids. Gene Ontology annotation, molecular function: nucleic acid binding. The record is from RefSeq and is a predicted model, not a curated record. The transcript has a single exon. Lineage: Eukaryota; Oomycota; Peronosporomycetes; Peronosporales; Peronosporaceae.